This is a messenger RNA of Glarea lozoyensis ATCC 20868, 1173 nucleotides long. RefSeq lists its product as uncharacterized. NCBI's taxonomy places the organism in Eukaryota, Fungi, Ascomycota, Leotiomycetes, Helotiales, Helotiaceae. The record is from RefSeq and is a predicted model, not a curated record. Bases 1 to 1173 code for a protein of 390 amino acids. Gene Ontology annotation, biological process: regulation of DNA-templated transcription. Gene Ontology annotation, molecular function: DNA-binding transcription factor activity. The transcript has 4 exons.
AUGACACAAACCGCAUUCUACAGACAUACAAGCCCAUAUUCAAGCCAAGGCAACUCAUACACAAUGGAUUCAUCAGCAGACAAGGAAGAACGCAAGAGAGAGUACAACAGACUUGCACAGAGAGAAUUCCGUCGUCGCCGCAAGGAACAUCUUAAGAACCUCGAACAAGCACAAAAAGAGCAGAGCACCGAACAGUCGGAAGAAAUCGAGCGUUUAAGAUACAUGAACGAUGAACUCAGACGAGAGAACGAGGCACUUCGAGCUCAAGUGUACGGCUCUUCAUCAUCAUCACACGCAAUGUUGUCGGCGCCAAUCAUGGCGCCGCAUGAUGGGCGUUCGUACUCGCUGUCUCCUUCAAUAUCGCAGACUUCUUUAUCUGGGGCCGGGAGUCCACCGUCUUCGAUGGGUUCAGAUAUGAUGCCUAUGGCCGCUCUAUCUUUAACCUCAUCGAUGAUGAACUCGAGCAUGCAAGCAUACUCCGACCCCUCUGCGUUGUCAUCUCAACCAUACUCUAUGGUACAUCAAUCCGGGCUCCGUCAUAAUUCACAAAGCUCACCUGAGUCAUCAGGGUACCGAAAUUCUCGAUCUGCAGUGGGAUCCCCUUUUCAACCUCUGAGCAUCUCUCAGUCGAUCGAGGCAGCACCCAGCGUGCAUGGCCGCAAUAGCAGACUCGGUUCUCAAGCAUCAAACAGCAUCAUUGCUUCCUACGAUCGCAACAAGGCACGAGCACAGAUCAAUCAGAUAUUCCAGCCACUAUACUCGGACGAAACGAUCUUUUCCAACCCAGAGAAACACCUUGCAGUUCUACGAUCUCUCAGCGACAACCUACCAGCUUCUUUGAAGCCUAGUCAUCGACAGCUUGAGAGCCCGCACUACUGGGGAAUAGACAUGAUCGCGUCGCCUACAAUCCGCGAACGGCUUUUGGGUGUUACAAGCGACGUAGCUCAAGGCUUCAUCGAGGAAAUCGGAUUCACGGGACCCGGGCAAACAGAUGAUGGGCAUCUGACUAUAUGGGGAGAUGAUCCUUUCAAUGAUAUGUCUUGGGAGUUCUCAAGAGCGGUCUUGGGACGUUGGGGUUGGCUAUUAGGCCGCGAGUGGGUGGAUAGGGCAAACAUGUGGAGAAGACAGAGAGGAGCGGCGUCUCUACCUGAAUUCCAGGAGGUAACGGCAUAA